UGUUUCUCCUGAUCUUCGGUAACUUCAUGGUGAUGCUCUCUGCCUCUCUUGAAUGAAUGACAUCAUGCUCCUGUCUGUCUCCAUCUGCGACAUGAUGUCGUCCAGUAACGGUCAACGGUUUCCUUAAGAUCUGCCGUUCUACUGCACGCGGUGUAGAGUGAUGCAGCAGAAGUUGUGCUCCAGAGGUUCCGGUUCUUUCCUCUUGGAGAGGAACGGCCAAGCCUGCGGUGCCGUCUCCAUCACUUCCUGUGACCUCCCCUUCCGUUGCCCCCGCUGCGGUGAGCAGGAGCGCUUUGGCAGCCUGGCCUCGCUCCGCGCCCACCUGGAAUACCGCCACUCAUACCGCUCACCGGACUUGACCACAGGUGGAUUUAGCAUCACUGGCAAACUCCCCGACCCGCUGACUGCUGCGAUACCCUGGUACGACAUGAGCCUCCCGACCCGCAGGGGGCAGCAGAGCACGGGGCGGCCACCUCACGCCCGCUCCCUCAGUGACAGCAGAGACAGCGGAUACCUCCACUCUUAUAGUUCUGUGAGGAGACGCACACAGAGUGUUGGUGUGGGGACGCAGGCAGAUGAAGAGGAGGAGGAAGAGGAAGAAGAAGGGGGGUAUGAAGAUGAAGAUGUGGGGGAAGAAGAGGAUGAGGACAAUGAAGGUGAAGACAGAGACGGCAGUAAAACUGAGGAGGAUGUCAGAAUGUGUGAGAAAAAGACAGAGUCAUGCCUGCAUCACCUGAACCACCUUCACCUCCCGCUCCUUAGCCCAGCUGCUCUCUGCCCCCCCAACAGACCUGGAACUGGACCUGGAGCUGAGCAGAGCGCAUACUCCGGUUUAGAGACGGCAGCAGCCUCAGCCGCAGUCCGACGGAGAUUGGCCAGCAUCCUGCGAGCGGCCGACAGUACCAUGCAGCGUCGCCUGGCCAAGGUGAGCACGGAGCUCGCCCAGACUGACACGGAGCUCCUGUGUGAGCGUGCUCACUCCCAGCACCUAGCCCAGGAGAGGCAGGAAGUGGCUGACAGGGAGAGGUCACUGAGCCGGCAGGUGGAUGUGGCUGUUAUGGUGAUCGCCGCGUUGAGGGAGCAGCUCAACGCUUCGGAGAAUGAGCUGGAACGUCGGGAGAGGGAGGUGAUAACCAUCCAGAAGUUUUUAGAAGCGGCAGCUCGCCAGGAGACGUGCGGGAAAGUUCGAAUCCAGCAGUUCAUUGAGAACCUGUUGAGACGUAUUGCUCUGGCUGAGAGGCUGGUGGAGUAUUACCAGGUCAAUGGCAGCCCGCAACAGUGCAACCACUACAAGUACCAGCAGCCAAAUGGUAAUGGACCUCAAAGAAUCACUAAGAGCAGGUCAGCUGGUGGUCAGCUGUCCUCAUCUGGUCUCCAUGACAACAGAAGCCACUCCUCCUCCCAGUUUGGCGGCCGUUCUCACUUCUCUAAACCCUGUGGGGAACGAGACCGGGAGCGGGAGCACCGGGAGCGGCUCGCCCAGUCAUCUAGGCUGUUCUGCAGACCCGAACACAGGGACGAUAUCUGGAACCACCAGCGGCGUCGCUCCGCAGGGUACGAGGCGUAGAACUGUAGAGAAACACCAGAGGAGAGGGGGUGUCAGCAGGUAAAACUUCAUCCAACAGUUUUAUCAUUUCAGUGUGUUAACCUGUGGAAAAGUAACAUCCGGUCAUAUUCACAGAAGUGAUCCCUCCAUCAGUACAUUUGUUAAAGCUCCAAUGAAUCUAUUAAAUCUGGUCAAGAGGAAGGCAGAUCAGUCUUUUAUAUGAAACAUGUUUUUGCUACAACAGAAUCUGUCAUGAAGCAGGAUUGCAAAUUCUAAGUAUCUCCUUUAGCAGGGAUAGGAAAUCAAAGAGAGGAUUUUAUACAAUUGAUUGAUGUGAAAUGCUACAAAGUUUGAACAUUUCAGUGGUUUUCUUGCAUUUUACAGGAUGUACAUACGUUGUAAAUAGAAUACUUCAGCACUUGAUUGGGACUUAAAAACUCAACACUUAAUAAAAUAAAAUAAAAACGUAGUUCUUCUGUCAAAACUUAAAAAAAAGAAAAAAAACAUGAACAGGCACAUUUCAUUCAUAUUGUAAACUAAUAUGAUAAUGAAGCUUCUUUUGCUCUUUUUUAUCUUUAUAAAUAAAACUAUAAAACCACACAUAAGCAAAUAAUAAUGUACAGUAUAAAUCAAAAACUCUAUACACCUUGGCUUUAGGCUGUGUGAUCCCUGAUAAGACAACAAAUACAAAAUAUAACCAAAAUUAAUCUCUUCAUCUUGUUGCAGGCUGAGGUUAAACAUAACACACGAGUUACUAUUACAGCAUUACAGGGUCAAACAAAGUGCAAUAAUAAAUGUUACUGCAUGUCACAGAUCAUCACAUGUCAAGCAUGUGAUAGUUUAUUGUAAAGACUUUUUAUUGCCUACAAUGUGUUCAGCAAGUAUUGUUCUUUUCCACAGUUUAUUAUACUGAAUUAGACCGUUAUAAAGUGUGUACACAGCACAAAUCAUCAUAUUUAUUACAAUAUGAAAUCUGAGAAUUUUUGCGGUACUUAUGUUAUAAUUCGUCUUUGUGUACUUUUGUGGAACUUCAGGUAAAUACAGCUUUUGUAUUCAUCAUCUUAUUUGAUAUUGAAUGGUGGAGAAAGGUGUAAAGGUUUUGAAUCGGCCCAGUGGAUACGAAUGAACAGAUCCCAGUGAAGUUGCGAACACGUCCUCUCCUCUGGUUGAACCUUAACACCCCGGUCUGGUUUCCCAAAAAAACUCCUAAGCAGUUAAGUUGUCCAAUUUCUGUCUGUGCUUUAAAGACCAACAUUUGAUGAUCAUUGCAUUUCAUUAUCUGAGCAAACAUAACCUGUCUCUGUUAAUUAUGUCUAAAUGGAAGUAGAUGGAUUUGUGGUGAGGGAGAGCUUGGAUGUUGGAAAAAUAUAGGAGAUGGAUUAAACAGUGUGUAAUAUAAGCUAUAACCUUCAAAGGUUUCUUCUAACAAACACCUACAAUAAUAAUCUUAAGUUACUUUAAUGGCAAAGGAGGGGCAAAACUUCAUCCAUAGACUCAAGGCCAGAAUUUCCUAAAAGCAGCCGUUUUUCUGAUGGCCACCAGGGGGCAUCAUCACUGUUAAACAGAUAAAGUUUAUCAGUAUUACAGUCUAAGAAAAUCCUUGAAAUGUUAUAAAUAGAAGUUUGAAAGUAAGAACAAUUGAGCUCAAUAAAAAUAAGUCAGCUUAUAACAAUGUUAUUAUUUCCCCAUACAUAUUCACAUUGUUUUUUUGUACCUUAUGAGGAUGCUGACUUUCUACUUGUCUUGUAAGCUUCCUCUUCAGUCUUAAGCAUGAUUAUUGUAAUGAGGUCAUGCAUAUUUGAAACACCUGAGUUUGAAACAUGAGCUCAACUGAAAAUGUGUUUUCACUAGUUCACAGUUUUAGAUUAAUUAGCUUGCUAGCUGCAGUAACUGAAUCUGAAUCUGACAGCAACAAUGUCAUUUCAGCUGACAAAAACAAAGGAACAUGAAGAGUUUGCUUUUGUUGAUUGUAUUCCUGGAAUCAAGAAUGCUUUGUUCUGACAGUAAUAAGACUUUUUGAAUAGUGAUAUCUCUUUUUAACGCUGCAAACGACCAUAGAGUACCAUGUGAGAACAGUGAGCUUCAUAACAUGAAAUGUAUUCCAGAGUCAGGGAAACAAUGUCCGAUAGCUAAGAGGGGUUAUGUUGUUCAUUAAAUAACUGUGUUUGUCCUCAAAGAUGGAGUCGGUUUGCCAAAAUAUGAAGUACACUUGAUCGAAAACACUUCAUAUCUGUCUAAUAAUUUUUCUUUGUUGUUUGAUUUGGAACCCUUUUUUUUGGUCUCCUCCACUUUGGCUUCCUCUUACAGGGUCAGACAACUUCUUCAGUAGCCAUUUAGGUCUCAAGACUGCUUUUUGCUAAAGUGGAGCAUUUUUGUAGCUGUAAAGUUUAUAUUCAUUCAAUUUUUGUCAGUCACAUUUUAGUUUUCAAUGUGUCAUUUUUAUAAAAAAAAAGAAAAAAAGAAAAAUGAAACAUGAAGUCAUACUGUUACAUGACUUUAACUGUGAAAGCUCUCAUGGUUACCUGUAUAUAAAACUGUUGUUAAUAUUCUAAUGACUAGAGGAACAUUUUGGUUGUCAUGUGGCCUUGCAGCUCUGAUUUGGUUUAAAAGCACAGACAGGAGUUUGAUGACAUCAGACCUGGGUCAAAUGAACUGUGCAUGUUAUCUUGGCUUCUGUUUGAAGAGGCUUCAUGGUUCACUACAUUAGAACUUAUUUAUAAGAAGGUGUAAUUGUAACUUUGAAAUACGUAAUUGCGAUUUUUGUUUAUGAAUGGCUGGUGGAAUUAUGUAUAGCAUAUCACCAACCAGUUUGGGACAGAAGCAGGAGAGUGGAGAGUAAAAUCAGAUCUGCUAAAUUGACAAUAUUUUUUCAUUGAAUAUACCCUAUUUGUCUUCUACAUAUACUUUUAUCAUCAUACCAGCUGAACAUAAAGACUGGACGCUCAGAGAAAAGCUGCUUUACGUAAAAUAUUAAAUGAAAGAUAUUUACUUCCGAACAACUGCAAAGACAUCUGGACAAAACUACCACUGAACUAAAGCUUUUCAGUUCAUUUUGAAUUUUAAACUUGCACAGCUGAUUUAGUCUGUUUAAAUUUCUGUAUUUUUCCAUUCAAAAACCCAAAAAAUCAACUAAUGAUAUAUUUCCACAUUAAAGCUCCUGUGAUUAGUUUUUAGCUGGUUAUGAAACACACUGAAAUGAAUACAGAAGCUCCUUAUGACCUAAAAAAACAAACAAGAACAUCAUCGAGAGGACAGAUAUUUCCUCUUGAAUUAUUCUUAAUGUCUAAAGCCACUUUGGCAGGGUAGGUGUCAUAAAAAGGGAUAAAACGCCGUCCACACAGCAUUUGUUCUACACUUUCCAUGGCAAUGAUUCUUGCUGAUUAAUACAUCUGACUAUUCAAAUCGAGCAGAAUUAAAUUUUUUAUUAAAAAAAACACUACUUUCACGUUAGGGGUAAGAUUGGUGAAGAGUGUUUUGUCUAUAGGGGGCGCCAAAAUUCAUACAAACCUACAGUUUGAAUGGCGAUCAAAGAGCACAGACAUCCACUAUGAUACUCACAUAAAAGUAAUAUACUCUACACAUAUAAGCACCUAAUGUGUUUAAACGUAUUAACAAAAUUAUAUUUUCAUGUGAUAUUUAAAGCCUGUUUGUGGGUGGGAUCUGGAUUUACUUGAGAACUGAAUGGCCCAUUCCUGUAGUUUUUCAUCAUCUGGCUGAAAAAAUUACAUUUCUCUGAAACAAAAUAUUGCAUGAUGGUAAAACUUGUUUGGAAGUUUUUUUGUGGGAGAUUUUUUUUCUCACAUUUGAUGGUGAGUUAUGCUAUCUUUUCCUUGCCUACAGUCUUUUAACUCAACAGCGUUAUUAAAAUGGAUAUUUAAAGCACAUUGAGCUUCUAUAAAACAUACCAUACAUAGAAGACUGAUCUGAACUGAAUUUACUCUCUGCUGCAUCCUGACUGAUAAAGAAACCUUGUACAUGCCGGUAGAGUUUGGCCCAGGUCCAUAGGACCCCACACAUAUAACGAAUGUACACUGAGUUAAUGUAUAGCUCAAAAUGAAGAGAUGCUGUGAUUCAAGGCCUGACCUGUGGGCUUGAUCCGGCACUCAUUCACACAGAAACGGGUGGAGAUUCUCCGAUCACUACUGAAUGACGUCGUAUCAGCGCUUUCAUCCAAAGUGACUUACAGUGCCGUGAAUGCAAACAGUUCACUUGCAGUAAACUAAACAGCUCAUGAAGGCUUGUUUAACCGAGUCAUUCCUUCCUCUGCGUCAUCUUGUAUGAUCUGUUUACACGUCAUUUUUGCACUCAUCCAUUGAUAAGAAUGUAAAUGUAAAAGACAGUAUUUGGUGUAAAAUGUAUCUUUGCUGUCGUCGGUUCAGGUUUCGUUGACAGUGUUAAUAGAUAUUUUGUAUACAAAGCUAAUGUGUCGUCAGGUGGAAGUAGUAGAAUUACAGUACUUAAACUUGGCAGAACAUUAAUUGGGGUCAAACACAAAACAGAUCUCUUGUUUUGAACAGGGUGUCUGCAGUUCCUGGAAAGUUCCUAAAAUUACUGAGCAAGUACAUAAUGGUGUACUGCUUCUCUUCUGAUUGGUCACCAUGAUGAUUUUCUUUCUCUUCUGGUAAUUAAAGUUUGGAGAUCUUAUUUAAAUUCAACAUUGGUGCCAGUGGUGUCAGUAAAAUGUGUUAAAUCUUUGUGAGUGGAGCCUGCACACACCCUUUUAAAAGACCUGACCAGCAGUUUUGUCACUCAUUCGGUCCAAGUUUGUUGAAAGUUGCCAAUUUGUUAAGCCAAAUAAUGUUCUGUAUUUUCUGUCAUCUGUAUGACUGAUAUAUAACAGUUUCAGUAAUACCUGAUACUACACUACAUGGACUAUAUCCUCUGCUACACAGCCUACAAAGCAUUAGCCAGCACUAUUUUUAAUGGCUUCAUGAGCCCUCAAAUACUGAAGGUAAACUUGAACUUUUGUCAAGUCUAUUCUUUACUGCUUCGUACCACACAUAACCCCGAUCCUGAUGAACUUGGAGUUGGAUGGUUUAACACUUUGUGAAGAGAGUGAUGAUCAGAGCCUAUGAGUUACUGCUGCUGUCAACUAAAAAUAGUGUUCCCCUUUGCUUUUCAGUGACUGAAAAACAAAGAACUUUUACACACGCAUACUGUAUGUCAACAUGAUAUUAUAUAGAACUACUGUAGGAGAGAUAGAAAUGUCCCUGUGAGCAUAGUGGUGUUGUUGAUUCAUGUUAUUCAAUCAUAUGUAAAUAUUUUCAACAACAGUCAACACGCGUCUCUUAAAGAAAUUAUUGUGUGUCUAUAAAAUAGUUGAAUGUUCAUAUGAGGUCUGAAUGGAAAUCAACGUAUCUCAAAUCAAGAGACCCCUUUAAAUUUAAAUUUGUCUUCACGUUGAAUUUAAUUAUUUUAAAUCUGUGAGCGAAUGCAAGAACCUGCAGUCUCUUGUCAAGAACAUACAAUACAAAGAACUUACAUUUCAUUGGCCUUCAUUUAUCAACCGUGUGUAUGACCAAAAACUUGGUGUACGAAUAUUUCCACGCAAAGGAAACGCAUUUAUCAAUCUGGAGGUGGGCGGAGCUCGUGUACGCAAGUUUCAGUUCGUGUAAGUUUUCAUGUCAGUUUGGAGCGUGUUCCAGCAAAGCAAAUCUGUCUGUGCCGUGGAAUUAUAUCAUUGUAGUUCAGUGAAUUUUCAGAGGGUCAAACAGAGAGCUGCCCUACGUUUGUUUUUUUUGUAGCGGUCUUAAGGUCCUUUGUAUUUUCCCCCUGAAUACAAAAAAUUACUUUUAUUAAGGCCCUUAAAAGUUACAUAUCAUGAAUGAAUAAUUUAGGUUUUUAACAAAGGAUGUAUUAAAUGUUGGCUGUUGCUGGGAUUUUAUUCCGGACGUGGUAUUUCUGACCCUUUAAUGCUUCCUCUUAAGCCGUAGAGCGUCCUUCCAAAUCAAAAAUCCUGUGAUUGACCUAGACCCGCAUAUUUAAUAAAUGACACGUGAACCUCAUGACAGUCAUUAAGACCUCAUUUCUGGUCUGUAAUAUCUUGAACAAGAUCUAAAUGUGUCAGGUCAAUGUGGCUUGGGUUAAGUGUAAUGACAUACAGUAAUUGGCAAGAUAUCAGACACACUUUGGUAAGAUUGAGUUGUUGCAGUGUUCACGCCUACAAAAAGGUCAGUAGAAAACAUUUUCCCAUUACAGUGAAAUCUCAGCUCUCUUGGAGAAAUCCAAGUAUUUGACAUCAAAUCGUUUACAUGGUUUAACCUGUCUUUUCUGUUUUACACGUUUUUUAAUGAACAGGUUUGUAAGAUUAAGGAGGGUUUAUUUAAAUGGAAUAAAUCCCUCAUGAGUAUGUUUUAAUUAACUUGUAAUCACUUACAAAUAGACAUCAUGUCUCUGCAGUAGCCCAGCCAACCAAACAUAUGAUCAUGAGAAGGGACUUUAUCAACGCAUUAACCUGAGGUUGAGAGGGUUGUUCAUCAGCUGGUUGCAAUGUGCAACAACACCACUAGAUGUCCCUAAAUCCUGAGAAAUGCUCCUUGAAGCUCCUGUUGGUUAUGAAAAAGACUGAAAUGAACACUGAUGCCUUUUUAUGAGCUACAAAAGCAAACAAAUCCAUUAGUAAGAAGACUGAUUGUUUCUAUACGGUUAUUUUUAACGCCUGUCACCACUGCCGCCAGGGACAAAGUGAUAGCUGAAGCGGCCUUUGUUUACAUUUUCCAGAGCAAAGUUCACAGUGGGUGAUAUAUCUGACUGUUAAAAAAAGCAGGAUAAGAUUUAUUAUCUGAGAACACCUCUCAUGCAAGCACAGGACAUGGUUGAGUUCACAGGCGGUGCAUCUCUUUUCCAUAGUAAGGUCUCUAAAAAUAAUCAUCCUUGAAAGUCGAGUUGUUUGGUUUUUAUUUAAGCAGCAGCAUAAUUCUUGGGAAAUGUGUGUGGUGGAGUGUGUGCAGUGUCUCUCUUGUGCUGCAUCCUGCUGCGUGUUUGUGGCUCUCAGUCAUUGGAAAGACGCUGGAUGAUGCAUGAGGAAGCCCUACUACUACUACUACAUAUGUAGCUAUUGUGUUACUGUGACAGCAUGCUUCAUAUGUAGCAAAAAAGUACUUAUAAAAUACUGUUAUCUUGUACUACUAUGUGUACUUUUGUAGCAGAGUGAGGUCUAUUUUAAUGGUACAGUAUUUGAAGGAAAGUUGCACUAAUACAACCCAGAGCACUUAGCUUGGAGCUGUUGGACUUCGUAUGAGCGAUGAGUUGUGAAUUGGACAAUCAGCAGGUUUCAUGCGCAGGUUUGGAAAAGACUGGGAAAGACAUUUUUAUUAUUACUGUGUUUUGAAAUGUUUUUUGGGGGACAAAGUGCAAGAGUUGUGAAGCAUAGAGAGAAAAAGCUUGAGAAGUGGGUGAAAACAUAACCGAACAAGUACUCUUACUGUUAGUUUGAUUCUGACUCUACCUUUCUUGCUGUGAGUGGGUAGAGAAAAUGUUAGUUUUUAUGUCUGUUUCUGCAUCAACUUUGAUAUCCUUGGGUUCGUCAUGUUUGUCUGUAGGGAUUUUUCGUUUGCAGAAGUAAUCUCUAGUUUUGUGCCUUCACUCAAAAACUCUGUAGUCUGUAUAACACUGUGCAAAAUGCAAUACUGUGAAGAACUGGAAUACUUUUUAUGUUGAAACUCAUUGGUCUGUGUUUAAAUCAUCCAUGAUUAAAGCUCAAACAUGACACCAGGA
Notolabrus celidotus (New Zealand spotty) is the source of this 9262-nucleotide messenger RNA. RefSeq names its product zinc finger protein 365 (gene znf365). Gene Ontology annotation, cellular component: centriolar satellite. The record is from RefSeq and is a predicted model, not a curated record. Gene Ontology annotation, biological process: regulation of double-strand break repair via homologous recombination; regulation of DNA strand resection involved in replication fork processing; regulation of neuron projection development. NCBI's taxonomy places the organism in Eukaryota, Metazoa, Chordata, Actinopteri, Labriformes, Labridae. The coding region runs from base 161 to 1567 and encodes 468 amino acids. The transcript is spliced from 6 exons.